AUACAAUUACCAUAUAUAGAAAAUGCAUUUUACUGAAAUGUCAACGUCUCAUGAUUACACCUCACUGUUAUAAAAAGAAAACAAUAAUUUUGGAAAGGAAGUAAAUCUAUAACUGCCAUAAAGAAAUAAAAGGAAAUAACAACUGACAUUGUGAUAACGAAAUUAAUGAUAAGUUAACGAAUCUGUGUCCCUCGUGGAAGAGUGAACAAACCAAUCUUUAGACAUAAAAGGUCGUUGGCCAACAAAAAACGAAAAAAGGAAGAGCCUUUGCUAUCGAUAAAUUGGUAGAACGGUGGUUGCCUACCAUUAUCCUGAAAACGACGACAUUGCACCCGUCGAGGUGUGCACGUAUCUCUAGGCCUUUUGGUAUUCUGAGCACCAUAAUGCGUCCUACUUCUUUGACAACAGUGUUAUCAUCUCCCGUUUUACACAUAAGAAAGUGGAGUUUGAAAGAAAUGGAUAAGCACAGAGUGCCUAGACCUUUGCGUAUUCUGUCCACCAUAAUGCCUCUUGCUUCUUGGACAACUAUGUCAACAAUCCCCUUGGAACGUGUAGCAUGCCUAAGAAAGUGUAGCUUGGAAGAGAAACAGAUGGAUGUUUGCAAAUCCUCAUUUAAGAUUAUAUUGGGUUCAUCAUCCAUGGCUCGACGGCGAAUUCUAGCUGAGAUGGGAUAUGAGUUCUCAAUCGUGACUGCAGAUAUAGAUGAAAAGAGCAUAAGGAAAGACAAGCCUGAGGAAUUGGUUAUGUCUUUGGCUCAUGCCAAGGCAGAUGCCAUCAUAGCAAGGCUCCAAACUACAGGUCAACUGGAAGAGGAUGCUCGUGCAACCUUACUGAUUACGGCAGACACAGUGGUGGUAUAUAAAGGGAUAGUGAGAGAAAAGCCAACCAGCAGAGAAGAAGCACGGAAUUUCAUCAAAGGUUGGUUAAUGGUUUUUUCUUCUCUCCACCACUUACAAGACUCGUACAGGUUAGUGGUCAUGUGUCUAUUGUUUGCAGGCUAUUCUAGUGAUAGUGGAGCUGUUGUAGGAUCUGUUCUAGUAAUUAACCUUAAGACAGGAAUAAGAAAGGGAGCAUGGGAGAGGGCAGAGGUUUAUUUCCAUGAGAUACCAGAUGGGGUAAUCAAUAGUCUGAUUGAGGAUGGUGUUACAUUCAAGGUUGCUGGAGGUCUCAUGCUAGAGCACCCGCUGAUAUCACCCUUUGUUGAAGCAGUGAUAGGGAGUACUGAUACAGUGAUGGGACUUUCAAAAACUCUUACUGAAAAACUCAUUGCAGAAGCGCUAUAGCUCGUGUUGAUUUAAAGCUAUUUAAGGAUUUACAAAAGGAUGUUUUCUGUAAAUCAUAGGCAAUUGAGUUGGCCCAAAAUCUUAUGAGGCCUUAUUGAGCAAUCAUUGGAUUGUUUUACGUUGUGCUUUUAGAAGUUGUAAGACUGAAUUUUGAUAAGAUUGUCGAAUUUUGCAUGUUAUUUUGUGUCUUUUUUGUAAAUGCAAAGUGGUGCAUUUACAAAUAGGAAGUUAUCACUAUACUUCGGUUUCCCACAAGACAUACGGGGGAGCCUAA
This is a messenger RNA of Jatropha curcas, 1557 nucleotides long. RefSeq lists its product as uncharacterized. Gene Ontology annotation, molecular function: nucleoside triphosphate diphosphatase activity. The record is from RefSeq and is a predicted model, not a curated record. NCBI's taxonomy places the organism in Eukaryota, Viridiplantae, Streptophyta, Magnoliopsida, Malpighiales, Euphorbiaceae.